Naegleria gruberi is the source of this 2211-nucleotide messenger RNA. RefSeq lists its product as uncharacterized. Gene Ontology annotation, cellular component: mitochondrion. Bases 1 to 2211 code for a protein of 736 amino acids. The record is from RefSeq and is a predicted model, not a curated record. Gene Ontology annotation, biological process: proteolysis; peptide metabolic process. The transcript has a single exon. Lineage: Eukaryota; Heterolobosea; Eutetramitea; Acrasida; Naegleriidae. Gene Ontology annotation, molecular function: metalloendopeptidase activity.
AUGCUAAAAUCAUCAUCAGCACUUUCGAGAAUUAUUUCGGGAGUAAAGAAUCAAAAUACAACAACACUCAAAAAUAUUCUUCUGAUUAAUAGUAUUAAUAAUAAUAAUUGUAGAACAUUUAAAAGUCAAAAGAAAGAUCCAACCAUACCUAAUUUUGAACUUCUUCUUACAGAAAAAAAUCAACCAAAUAAUUUUCCUUACAAACACAUUUCCGAUGAGUCAACAGGUCUUAUUGGUUUGGAUAUUCAAAAAUUAACUGAUUUUGAUAAAUUGAUGGAUAAAGCUCAUCAAAAUUGUGAUAAUUUAAGAAAUGCAAUUAUAAAUUUAACGGAGGAGGAAUGCAGUUCUAAAAAAGAUUUUGCAGAAAAGAUUUUGGACAUGUCUGAUGAAAUUUCUAAUCAAUUAUGCCUUUUUUUAGAUGCUAUGGAAUUUAUUAGAUGUGUAGAUCCAAGAAAUCCAUUCAGACAAAAGGCUGAUACUGUACAUUCUAAAUUUUCUCAAUAUCUUCACAAAUUGAAUACUGAUUCACUCCUUCAUCAAAAAAUAGCAAGUGUUGUUAAAGACAAAUCAUUUGCAGAAUACUUAAAUCCUUUACAACAACGUUGUUUAAGAUUACUUCAAGAGGAUAUGGAAAAACAUGGAGGUGUACAUCAACAAAAGGAAGAAGCAAAAACAGUUGAAUUAAGAUCAUACAUGGAUUCUUUGGCAUAUUUAUUUAGUGAAUCCGUAUCAAAAUUCAAUAAUUUGGAAACUAAAGAUGCUGUACUUGUUGAAGUUAAACAAGGAGAACCACUUUAUAAUUCUAAAUAUAUUUUCUCAUAUGAAGGAAAGCAAUUUGUGAGACCUUCAUAUUACAAUCAAAUAUUAGUGAGCUUGAAGGAUGAAGAUACCAGGAAAAAGAUUUAUCAUGCCAAAUAUUCUUCCUCUGAGACAAACUUGUCAAUUUUAGAUGAAUUAUUGCAAGUCAGAGAUACAUAUGCUAAGGAUAUGGGUUAUCCUUCUUAUUCUCACUGGUUUUUACAUGACCAAUGUGCCAGAAAUCCAGAAAAUGUACACAAAUUUUUAACAGAUUUGGCUCAAAGCAUAAGGCCAAAAGUUGAACAAGAAAUUGAUGUAAUGAGAGCUAUCAAGAAGAGUGAUGAUAUUUAUCCAUGGGAUUAUCAUUUGCUUAGAUCAAUUGCCACUCAAAAGGUCGAACCUUUCUCAGUUUCAGUUUCUGACUAUUUCCCACUUCAUAAGGUAAUGGAAGGAAUCUAUUCUAUUUGUUAUAGCCUUUUUGGUAUUCGAUUGGAGCCAGUUAAGAUGACAGAUAGCGAAACCUAUCAUCCAAGUAUUAGAAAAUUAUCAGUAAUCCAUGAAACAGAAGGAUUUUUGGGUACAAUUUACUUGGAUCUUUUCAGUAGACAAUCAAAGAAUGUUGAAGCUGCAAACUUUAGUAUUCGAUGUGGAAAGACCACAAUAGAUCAAAAACCAGUUACUGCCCUUGUUUGUAAUAUUGAUCCUACAGUCGUAGACAAUUUCUCAGCAGAACGUGUCUAUCUAUUAAGCCACUCUGAAGUAAUUACCAUCUUCCACGAGUUGGGUCACAGUCUUCAUAUUAUUUUCGGACAAACUCCAUAUCAAAAUCUCUCUGGUACUAGAACUAGUAUUGAUUUUGUUGAAACACCUUCACAAUUUAUGGAACAUUUUGCUUGGGAUUACAGAGUUCUGCAAACAUUUGCUAGACAUUACAGAACUGAUGAACCACUGCCUUACUCACAAUUUGAAAUUUUAAAGAAGAGAAAACAAAUGUUUACAGGAUUGGAUAUUGAAGAACAAAUCAUGUUUGGAUUAAUGGAUAUUACUUAUCAUAGUGGAUGGCCAAUUAUCGAUCCAGUUACAAAAACUAAGAAAUCAAUUCCACAGGUUUAUUACGACUUGAGAAAGCAAUACUCUGCUCAACCUCAUUGUGAAAUGACAUCAUACCCUGGUCAAUUCAUUCACUUUAGUAAUUACGGCGCUGGUUAUUACUCUUACCUCUACUCUAAAGUUUUCAGUGAUCAUUUGUGGUAUAAAUUCUAUUAUCCACUCGAAAAUCCACUCAACAGAGAAGCAGGCGAAAAGUUUAGAAAGGAAGCAUUGUGUGGAGCUAGCAAGGAUCCAACAGAAAUUGUUCGAAACAUGCUUGGUGAAGAACCAAAUCCUUCUUAUUUCUUAAAACAAUUCGACUAG